UUUUUCUUUUUACAAGAGUUUGUACUGAGAAUCUGUUUGUUGGCUGAUUUCUGGCAGCAUGACCACCGUUACGGGAUUGAACAUCAGUGAAUACCAAAUAAGAAGAGCAAAGGCACUGAACCGCAAGGUUGGAUUGGACAAGGCUUGCGACUUUGUCAAGGCGGAUUUCAUGGAAAUGCCAUUUCCUGACAAUAGUUUUGAUGCCGUAUAUGCAAUUGAGGCUACUUGCCAUGCUGCGGAUGUGGUUGGGAGCUACAAAGAGAUUUAUAGAGUACUGAAGCCUGGCCAGUGUUUUGCUGCGUACGAGUGGUGCAUGACUAAUUCCUUUGAUCUCCACAAUCAAGAACACCAAAAAAUCAAGGCAGAAAUCGAGCUUGGUAAUAGCCUCCCUGAUAUCAGGGGUACAGGACAAUGCCUUGAGGCUUUGAAGCAAGCAGGAUUUGAAGUAAUAUGGGAUAUAGAUCUUGCAGCAGAUUCACCCGUCCCUUGGUACUUGCCUUUGGAGCAAAAUCAAUUCUCACUGACUGGCUUCCGUCUUACAGCGGUUGGACGUUUUUUUACAAGAAACAUGCUCAAGGGACUGGAAUAUAUUGGACUUGCCCCAAAGGGAAGUCGAAGGGUUCAUGAUUUAUUGGAGAAAGCUGCAGAUGGGCUAGUUAACGGUGGAAGGAAGGAAAUCUUCACGCCAAUGUAUUUCUUCCUGGCUAGGAAGCCUCAUUUGGAUGGCUAGUAAUGCCCAACUACGAACUAACAAGUUGUUGCUGGGGCCGAGCCAAAAAGAAGAGUUGCUGGGAAUUCUGACUACCAGAUUUCCGUUUCCAUUUAUUUUUCUGUAAUUGCGUGUCCGGAUUUAGGUUUCUGAGUUGCUUGUGCGUUACGGUAUCCUGUUGUGACUUGUGUGUUUUCAAACUUGCAGUUUAAUUGAUUGUAAACUUCUUUGUUUCGCUCUUUCACGGUUAUGAGCGUAUGUUACGUGCGAAAUUUUUCUCACCUUAGAAGGGAAAUUCUCAAUGUUAGGCUUUUGAAGACCCAACCUUUGCUUUUC
This is a messenger RNA of Rhododendron vialii, 1045 nucleotides long. RefSeq names its product cycloartenol-C-24-methyltransferase-like. The coding region runs from base 59 to 730 and encodes 223 amino acids. The transcript is spliced from 8 exons. Gene Ontology annotation, cellular component: endoplasmic reticulum. The record is from RefSeq and is a predicted model, not a curated record. Lineage: Eukaryota; Viridiplantae; Streptophyta; Magnoliopsida; Ericales; Ericaceae. Gene Ontology annotation, molecular function: sterol 24-C-methyltransferase activity. Gene Ontology annotation, biological process: sterol biosynthetic process.